UUUCUUGACUGCCUGUUGAAGUGGCACUUUCCAAUUGCCCCUCCUUCUGUGCUGAGCACGCGCCCCCGUCCCUUUCCUCGACUCACAGCCCACCCGCUCGUUUUCCGAUGGCAACUCCAAACAGACUGAGCCCUGCGUCGCAGGCUGCGAACAAGGUCUUCACUAGGGUAGAUCUGGACGGCCAUGCGCUGCCGCCGUCCCCUGCCCCUUCAAGCCCGCUCUCUGGGAGGAAGCGUUAUGCUCUGGCAACGGAAUUGGUCUACACCGAGUCCAAGGACCAGUAUGGAGCCUCCAGCAUCCCCAUCUACCAGUCGGCAACCUUCAAGCAGACGUCGUCCAACGGCGGCGGCGAGUAUGACUACACCCGAUCCGGCAACCCGACGCGGACGCAUCUCGAGCGCCACCUGGCCAAGAUCAUGAACGCGACCCGCGCCUUGGCCGUGAGCUCCGGCAUGGGCGCUCUGGAUGUCAUAACACGCCUGCUGAAGCCCGGCGACGAAGUCGUCACUGGCGACGAUCUGUACGGUGGCACGAACCGGCUUCUCACAUACCUGAAGAACAAUCAGGGGGUCGUGGUUCACCACGUCGACACCACCAAUGCCGAGUGCGUCAGGGAGGUGAUCUCGGAGAAGACCGCCAUGGUCCUACUCGAGACGCCAACAAAUCCGCUCAUGAAAAUUGUCGACAUCCCGACCAUCGCCAGAGCAGCCCAUGAGGCCAACAGCAAGGCGCUGGUCGUGGUGGACAACACGAUGCUCUCGCCCAUGCUCUUGAACCCGCUGGACAUCGGCGCAGACAUCGUGUACGAGUCCGGCACAAAAUAUCUCUCGGGCCACCACGACAUCAUGGCCGGCGUCAUCGCGUGCAACGACCCGGAGCUGGGCGACAAGAUGUACUUCACCAUCAAUGCGACGGGAUGCGGGCUGUCGCCGAAUGAUUCGUUCCUGCUCAUGAGGGGCGUCAAAACCCUGGCCAUCCGCAUGGAGAAGCAGCAGGCCAAUGCGCAGCGAAUCGCGGAGUUCCUCGAGUCGCACGGCUUCCGCGUCCGGUACCCUGGCCUGAAGUCGCACCCACAGUACGACCUCCAUUGGUCAAUGGCGCGCGGCGCUGGCGCUGUGCUCUCAUUCGAAACCGGAGACAUUGCCCUCUCGGAGAGGAUCGUUGAGGCCACGCGCCUCUGGGGCAUCAGUGUCAGUUUCGGCUGCGUCAACAGUCUCAUUAGCAUGCCCUGCCGCAUGAGCCAUGCGAGCAUUGAUGCCAAGACCAGGCAAGAAAGGCAGAUGCCCGAGGACAUCAUCAGGCUCUGUGUCGGAAUUGAGGAUGCCGACGAUCUGAUUGACGAUCUAUCCCGCGCUCUUGUGCAAGCCGGCGCCGUGACGCUCACCCUCGACGGCUUCAACGCGAACAACGUGGUCGCGGAUGACGCGCCGCCAUCGGCCUAGACUUUUUGAAGUUCUCUACGGCACACACAUGUUGGCCAAGUCAUGGCAUAACACACUAACACGCCCUCCUCGAAGCGAACUGGGGUGGUAUUGUGUGCAGAAUCGGAGGUAUGGAGUACAGCGGAAACGGAAGCCGGACGGCGGAACGCCCUGAGUAUCCACGCAUCAAGUCGCCCCUCAGCCACGCCGCGCCGGCGGUCCCCCAACAUCGGCGUCCUGGUUAUUACCGUCUCGGACCUCGGCACGGCCACUUCGGCCGUUAGUGGUCGGGCCAGAAUUUGGCUGCUUCGGGUUAUCACCUACCCGGUCAGACCGCCGACGAAAAGGGCUUCGUUGAUGGUCAGAUUCUUGGGAUCGAAUUCGUCGCUCCAGGCUUUCAGCAUUUCCGGCUGUGGCUGCGGGGCAUCGUUGGCCAC
Thermothielavioides terrestris NRRL 8126 is the source of this 1858-nucleotide messenger RNA. RefSeq lists its product as uncharacterized. The transcript is spliced from 2 exons. Bases 108 to 1442 code for a protein of 444 amino acids. Gene Ontology annotation, molecular function: pyridoxal phosphate binding. Lineage: Eukaryota; Fungi; Ascomycota; Sordariomycetes; Sordariales; Chaetomiaceae. Gene Ontology annotation, cellular component: cytoplasm. Gene Ontology annotation, biological process: 'de novo' L-methionine biosynthetic process; transsulfuration. The record is from RefSeq and is a predicted model, not a curated record.